AUGGAGACUGUGAACAAGUUGGUUUCUGAUAGACCAGUGGUGGUUUUCAGCAAGAAUAGUUGCUGUAUGAGCCACUCUAUCAAGACACUCUUGUGUGAUUUUGGAGUUAACCCGACGGUGUACGAGCUCGACGAGCUUCCUAGAGGGAAAGAGAUAGAACAAGCUCUUCUUCGGAUUGGUUGUAACCCUGCCGUACCUGCCGUGUUCAUUGGUGGGGAACUGGUCGGUGGCGCUAAUGAAGUCAUGAGUCUUCAUCUUAAGCGCAACCUGAUCCCAAUGCUUAGGAAGGCUGGUGCUUUAUGGGUUUAAACCUUCUUGCUCUCUAACUUGAUGUAACUUUGACAUAGCCAAGCUUUCCUAUAAUAUAUAUAUAUAAAUAGGCAGAAAUGGCACAGAGAGUUUACUUAAAAAGCUUUAUGUAAAGUCCUUUUUUGGUGACUUCAAUGUAAUCUAAUGUUUUGGUUUACCUAGUAAUAAAUAUUCUAUAUAAAUAUAAAAA
Molecule: messenger RNA, 499 nt
Organism: Cucumis melo (muskmelon)
Lineage: Eukaryota; Viridiplantae; Streptophyta; Magnoliopsida; Cucurbitales; Cucurbitaceae
Product: monothiol glutaredoxin-S2-like
Exons: 1
Coding region: 1-309 (102 amino acids)
Source: RefSeq, a predicted model, not a curated record